Molecule: messenger RNA, 909 nt
Organism: Arabidopsis arenosa
Lineage: Eukaryota; Viridiplantae; Streptophyta; Magnoliopsida; Brassicales; Brassicaceae
Source: the annotation of a GenBank genome assembly
AUUUAAUUUAUACAAUUAUUCCCUAGAGACCAUGAACAAGGAAGAGAAUGUGGAGAGCAAGGAGACGAUCAGGGUCGAUAAGAGAGUAAGAGAAGACGAAGAGGAAGAAGAAGAGAAGAAGAUUGAUACGUUCUUUAAACUUAUCAAACACUACCAAGAAGCACGAAAACGUAGACGAGAAGAGUUAGCUGAAAAUUCCGGCGGCGUGAGGAAGAAAUCCAACGGCGGAGAAAGAUCCGGUAUAGUAGUUCCGGCGUUUCAGCCGGAGGAUUUCUCGCAGUGUCGUACGGAUUUGAAGCCGCCAUUGAUGAUUGUUUCGGAUCACAAGGAGGAAGAUACAAAGGCCUCUACAAAUCCAAACAAAGUCAACUUCUUUGCAAAAACCAGAAAAAUGGGGACGACUCUGGGAAAGCCAUUUGCCGGUUUUUUCCACAAAGAAGAACUGAGGAUAGUGUUCUUCGGUCUGGACGCUGCCGGAAAAUCAUCAAUACUGCACAAACUCAAAACCGGAGAAACCCUUACCACAACCAUGCCUACUGUUGGAGUGAAUGUGGAAAGUGUAAAAUACAAGGAUUCAAUCUUAAGCUUUUGGGAAAUGGGCGGCCAACAGUGUUACAGGUGGUUUCCAAUAUCGAAACAUUACUUCCAAGAUAUAGCGGGGCUUGUGCUUGUAGUUGAUAGCACGGACAGAGAACGAAUAGUAGAGGCGAAAGAUUUUCUUAACGCGGUGAUUGAUGAGAUACAAGGGAGUGUACCGGACCAUGUGGCUGUUCUUGUAUAUGGAAACAAGCAUGAAGUUCCUGGUGCUAUGUCUGCUACUGAGAUCAGUAACAAGCUUGAUCUCACUUCUCUUCGUCAAAAAAACUGGCAGAGAAACUGGUAAGAAAAUAAGAAAAACCUUUCAAGACU